AUGCCUUUUGGUCUCUCUAAUGCCCCUAGUACUUUCAUGAGGCUUAUGAAUCAUGUUUUGAGAGCUUUUAUUGGACAGUUUGUUGUUGUCUACUUUGAUGAUAUUCUUGUCUAUAGCAAAAACAUUGAUGAUUAUUUGCAUCAUUUGAAACUUGUGUUUGAUGUGUUGAGAAAAGAAAAAUUAUAUGCAAAUGUGAAAAAGUGUUCUUUUUGCUUAGAAAGAAUUGUGUUUUUGGGAUUUGUUGUGAGUAGCAAAGGUGUUGAAGUAGAUGAUGAAAAGGUUAAGGCAAUUAGAGAUUGGCCAACACCUAAAAAUGCAUCUGAAGUUAGGAGUUUUCAUGGAUUAGCAAGUUUUUAUAGGAGAUUUGUACCUAACUUUAGUACAUUGGCUGCUCCAUUAAAUGAACAUGUCAAAAAGAAUGUGACAUUUGUUUGGGGUAAAGAACAUGAACAUGCAUUUGCCAUGCUUAAAGAAAAAUUGUGUUCUGCACCUUUAUUAAUUUUGCCUAAUUUUGACAAGACAUUUGAGAUUGAAUGUGAUGCAUCAGGAGUAGGGAUUGGAGCUGUUCUCAUGCAAGAGAAACGUCCAAUUGCUUACUUUAGUGAAAAGUUGCAUGGUGCCACAUUGAAUUAUUCUACAUAUGACAAAGAAUUGUAUGCAUUAGUUAGGGCAUUAGAGACAUGGCAACAUUAUCUAUGGCCUAAGGAAUUUGUCGUACAUUCUGAUCAUGAGUCUUUGAAGUAUAUCAAAAGCCAACAUAAGUUGAGUAGGAGACAUGCUAAAUGGGUAGAAUUUAUAGAGUCUUUUCCUUAUGUUGUGAAAUAUAAGCAGGGCAAAGAGAAUGUGGUAGCUGAUGCACUCUCCCGCAGGUAUAAUCUUCUUACUACUCUUGAUUCUAAAUUAUUGGGAUUUGAGUAUGUUAAAGAAUUAUAUGAGCAUGAUGAUGACUUUGCUGCCAUAUUCCAUGCAUGUGAGAAAUCUGUAUUCCAAAAGUACUUUAGGCAUGAUGGAUAUUUGUUUAAAGAAAAUAGAUUGUGUGUGCCUAAAAGUUCUUUGAGGGAAUUGCUUGUAAAUGAGAGUCAUAGUGGAGGCUUUAUGGGGCAUUUUGGUGCUGCCAAAACACUAGAUGUCCUUAGGGAGCAUUUCUUUUGGCCCCACAUGAGUGGGUUGAUUUGUCCAUGGACUUUGUCUUGGGAUUGCCUAGGUCACAAAGGGGUCAUGAUUCAAUUUUUGUUGUUGUGGAUAGGUUUUCAAAAAUGGCUCAUUUUAUCCCAUGUCACAAAAAUAAUGAUGCUACAUAUGUUGCUAAUCUAUUCUUUAGAGAGGUUGUUAGGUUACAUGGUACCUAGAACCAUUGUGAGUGAUAGGGAUGUCAAGGUUGUGUAUUCAACUAAUGGAUACUCUCCUUUUGAGCUUGUUUAUGGUUUUAAUCCACUUACUCCCUUGGAUUUGUUACCAUUGCCUAUUGAUCAUGUAGCUUCAUUGGAUGGUGAGAAAAAGGCUGAAAUGGUUAAAAAGAUGCAUGAACAAGCUAGGUUGCAUCUAGAAAAGAAAAAUGAGCAAUAUGCAUCUCAUGCUAAUAAGGGACGAAAGCCUAUGAUUUUUGAACCUGGUGACUUGGUAUGGAUUCAUUUGAGAAAGGAAAGGUUUCCUAACCAAAGGAAAUCUAAGUUGCAUCCUAGAAGUGAUGGCCGUUUUCAAGUGCUUGAAAGAAUUAACAAUAAUGCUUAUAAGACAGAAUUGCCUAGUGAUUAUGGUGUUAGUAAUACUUUUAAUGUAACUGAUCUUACUCCUUUCCUUGGUGUAGAAAAAAAUUCGAGGAUGAAUUCUUUUCAAGUGGGAGAGGAUGAUGAGGAUCAUCAUGGAACACUACCACCCUUCAAAGGGGCAAUCACUAGGGCGAGAGAUAAGCAAUUUCAAAGCAUGCUCAUGGACCAUAAAAGUAUUUUUGGCUUAGGAGGGGAGCUGCAAAAGGAAGGCCUAGCUUGCUUGCUCCAAGAAUCUAAGUGGAUUACCAUGUGCCAAGCUAGAGCUUCCAUUGCCACGUCACCAGCCACUUCAGAUUCCAUUACCACGUCACUAGCCACAUCAUCAGCCACUUUGGACAUGCCUCAUGCCACCUUGGAGUCCACUUGGCAGCCACUUAGUGUUUUUCCACCUCUUCUAUAUGGGAUUAUCUGUGUUGGUGGGUUGGAUAUUGGAGGGUUGGACGUGUGCUCUUUGAUUUCAGAGAGGAAGAAAGUGGAAUGUGAAGAGAAGUUUGAACUUUCAUGA
Messenger RNA from Hevea brasiliensis (rubber tree), 2274 nucleotides. RefSeq lists its product as uncharacterized. NCBI's taxonomy places the organism in Eukaryota, Viridiplantae, Streptophyta, Magnoliopsida, Malpighiales, Euphorbiaceae. The transcript has 4 exons. The coding region runs from base 1 to 2274 and encodes 757 amino acids. The record is from RefSeq and is a predicted model, not a curated record.